Messenger RNA from Tinamus guttatus (white-throated tinamou), 2255 nucleotides. RefSeq lists its product as uncharacterized. The record is from RefSeq and is a predicted model, not a curated record. Gene Ontology annotation, cellular component: nucleus; cytoplasm. Gene Ontology annotation, biological process: activation of GTPase activity; intracellular signal transduction. NCBI's taxonomy places the organism in Eukaryota, Metazoa, Chordata, Aves, Tinamiformes, Tinamidae. Gene Ontology annotation, molecular function: guanyl-nucleotide exchange factor activity; protein binding.
CCUGACCACAACUCUCAGCCUUUGCUGGAAGUCCUGAGAACGUCCACAGACUCCAGGAAUAGAGACUCUGUACAGCCAUUUCCAGUGCUAGCAUUCACCAAUCCAAUUCACUUCCUUCAGCUCAGCCCUCCAUCACCACCAACCACCAGAACAACCUGUGAAGAAGAGGUCUUGGGGGAGAUGCAAUGGGUGCAACAGGCAGACAUCUUUAGCAUGGACACAAAGAACAUCUCUGCUCUGGCAAUGAUUACAGAGAAAACAGAAGCUGAGAGGAGGGUCAAGCAAAGGCUGGAAGUACAAAGAGAACAACAGCAUUCAGUAGCUCAGCCACUGGGGGAAGUGACCAGACAUUCACCCUUGGAAAAAUCAUCAAGCUGGCCAGAUAAAAAAAUGAUCAGAGUGGUGCCACAGGAGCCAGUAGCCAGUCAAGAAAACCCAAUUAAACGCCGAGUAAAAAGCAAGGAUUGGCAUCGUCAAGGCCUGAAAAGAAUAUCAAUACCAUCAGACAUCUUGCAGGAAAUCUCUACUGUCCCUCCAGAGAAAGAAGCACCCAAGGCAUACAGGGAGCCACCAGUCAGUUCAGAAACAGUUAUAAUGCGAGAGAAGAAACCUGCAGAUGUGAGGGAGAACUUCAAACGAAGGCAUUCCAAACUGAUCAACUCCUCAAGGUUGCUGUAUCAGGAGUACAGUGAUGUGGUUCUGAACAAGGCCAUUCAGAACCAGAAGAGAGUGGAUUCUUUCUCAGAGGACAUAGAGUCGAGUUUCCCAAGCUCCCCACGGCUACGGAGGAAAGUGCUCUCUCCUCAGGACUCAUAUUUGCAACGUCUGUCAGUCUCAUCUAAUGCAUCCCUCUGGCAGGACAUCCCUAUGAUACGGGGAAGCAGAAUGCUACUCAACAUGUCCCAUGAUGAGCAGAAGCUGCAAGAGGCCAAGUUUGAGUUGAUAAUGUCAGAAGCUUCCUACCUGCGCAGUUUAAAUGUGGCAGUGGAUCACUUCCAGCGAUCACCUGAGCUCCAGGCAGUACUCACUAACCAGGAGCGUCAGUGGCUUUUUUCCCGUCUUCACGAUGUACGUGAUGUCAGCGCUAGUUUCCUCUUUGAUUUGGAGGAGAAAUUUGAGGAGGACAUGUUUACCUUCCAUGUGUGCGAUGUGGCUCUGAAACAUGCCCCUGAGUUCCGGAGGGUGUAUCUACCGUAUGUGACAAACCAGACGUACCAGGAGCAAACCUUCCAGCGCUUACUAAAUGGAAACGCAGGGUUCCAACAAGUCCUGGAGAGACUGGAAAGUGAUCCAGUAUGCCAGCGCCUCUCCCUUAAAUCCUUCCUCAUCCUCCCCUUCCAGCGCAUCACUCGACUGAAACUCCUCCUACAGAAUAUUCUGAAGAGAACCCGGCCUGGAUCUGAAGAGGAAGUGCAAGCAACACAAGCUUAUGAUGCACUUGAAAAGCUCAUCAAGGAUUGCAAUGAAAAUGUCCAGCGCAUGAAGAGCACUGAAGAGCUGAUCUACCUCAGCCAGAAGAUUGAAUUCGAGUGCAAGAUUUUCCCACUCAUUUCACAGUCAAGACGCCUUGUGAAGUGUGGUGAGUUGACAGCACUGGACUUCAACACCCUCAGUCAAAAAUGGAAAGUCACCACCCGCCCGAUCUACCUACAUCUUUUCAAUGACUGCCUGCUCCUCUCACGGCCAAAGGAGGGUGGACGUUUUGUUGUGUUUGACCAUGCUGCUUUCUCAGAUGUGCGUGGGGAGAAGUGUGAGAUGAAACUGCAUGGAACAAACAAAAAUGUCUUCCGUCUCUUUCUACUUCAGAAUUACCAGGGCAAGAGAGUGGAAUUUCUGUUCCGUACAGAGACACAAAGUGAGAAGCUGCGGUGGAUCUCUGCUUUGGCUCCUCCACGAGGGGAACUGGACCUCCUGGAAUGCCCUGAUGCACCACAAGUUCAAUGCAUAAGGACAUACAAGGCUCGGGAAAAUGAUGAGCUGGCUUUGGAGAAAGCAGAUAUCAUCAUGGUUAUGCAGAGCAGCACUGAUGGAUGGAUGGAAGGAGUGAAACUCUCUGACAGAGAGAGAGGCUGGUUCCCCUCAGAACAUGUGGAGUUGAUCUCCAGCAAGCAUGCACGGCAGAAGAACCUGAAGGAGGAAGAACGUGUGAAAAAUGCUAAGCAGCAGGUCUUCUGCAAUAAGUAAGACUCUACUUUGUUUGGAUCUGUACAGUCUCCCUGCCAUGGAGAAACCACCUUUUUCUACUGUGCCUCAGA